CAUGAGUGAAAGUUAAUUUAUCAAAUAUGUGAGUUUUUGCGUUAAAUCUAAUCACAGAUUAAGCAGGAUAUCACCAUGGAAGUUAAUUCUUCAGAAUCAGAUAGUAAACAAGAAAAAGAAAGACUGAAACCACUCAAGGAAGAGACAAAACAAAUAGAAGAUACUAUGAACACAAGGAAAGCAAGAAAAAAACAAAAUUCUGAAAUUCAUUCGUUAAAUAACGAAAACAGUUCUGUCUUAAAAAAGUUUACGAAGCACCCAUCGGACGCACCUGAUUUACACAUACCAAGAAACGUAUCAACCGUUUUCGUCAAGACUGACAACAUCCAUCACAUUUACAAAAAAAAUCAAGCAGCGAUAAUCAUUAACUGUGAUGCAACAUUACUGGAAAAAAUCUCACUCUUCAAAAAAAUUCAUAGCGUCGAAAUAUGUGACUACCUAGAGGAAAGAUACAACAAAGAUAGACAUUUUAUAAUAGUGUCGACAAAAAGAAAGUGUACACACGAUGAAUUCGCCCUAGUUUGUCAAAAAUCUAACAAAUCGAAUGUAUACUUAUUUCAAAACGUUGAUGACAAAUUGUCCGCCCUUUUGUUACAACAAGGGAACGAAUUGUCGUCGGACUUGACAGACCAAACAACUAUACCACAAGAAGACAUAUCAAACUAUUUUGAUAGUCCCGUUCACGCAAUUUGUGGCCCCACUGGCAUCGGCAAAUCAACACUGAUGAAAAAUCUUGCCAACACGGGUGGAAGUUACGUCGAUUUAAGCCAAUGCAAUGAAUUGUUUUCAGAAAAUCCGGGCUUUGAAACAAUGUUGAACUUUUUCGUGAAAAACGAAAAUUCACCAAGCAUUUUGUAUCUUGAUGGUUUAAACGAAGUUGACAGUUCUUACGUCAAUUGUGUCCUGAAUUUCGCAAAAGAGGCGUCAUCUAGAGGAAUCAGAGUGUGGAUUUCGUCAAGAGAUAACUUACGAGAAAAAUUAUCACGAACAUUAAACGUAGUUCCAAUUGAAAUUCGCGAAUUGAAUAAAGAACAACAAGAAGAGUACAUGGAAGGGAAACUCAGACACAAGUAUACAAAGGAACAAAUAGAGAAAAUUGUUACUGUAAUAUUGGCAGAUGACAAUUUUAACAAUCAAGCAUUGUUAGGGAAUCCUCUUCUACUACAAGUAAUCAGCGACAGGCUUCUUAGUAACGACGGUCUUUACACCAACAUUGAGGAACAAAACAUCUUGGUACCAAUAGAACUGUGCCACUUGUUUUUGGAGGCAAAAAUAUCACAUGUCCUUGACAGUAUAGACACAGAAGUUAUCUCAACCCACUUGAAACUAUACGAAGUCCCUGCUCUAAAAGCAUGCUUGGAUGUCAAGCAUUUUGAAAAAAUCGGUCUAAAUUUGGAAAAAUUUGAAAAUUUUAUGGAUCAAAUUCAACGUGGUGACAAGUACGGAAUCAUCAAGGGAAUAACCAGAAAUGGUGACCCAGUAUUUGAGCACCAAAUUUGUGCGGAAUACUUGACCUGUGUCUGGUUGGAACACCACAAAAAUCGGACUUUGUUACACCAAGUAAUGUUUACCGAAAAAUACAAAAAUUUACGAGCUAUUUUGGAUUUAUUACUAGCGAAGGACAAUCCACUACAUUUGUCUAUUAUCAAUCACGAUCUGGACCAAUUUGAGAAACACAAAGACAAAUUGAACACUACGGAUCGAGGUGGUCGGACACCAAUGCACCUGAUAUGUACCCAUGGUCAAAAAAUUGCGGAUAUGCGGAGUCGUGAACACCCUUGGUACAUAGCAAUGGUAAAAAUAAUGCUCCAUAAUGGUACUAGUAUGGAAACCAAAGACGAUCUCUUUAAUUACACUUACUUAGAUUAUUGUCUUGAGGCGCAAUGUUUGUACACGAUGGAAGCAAUUUUGGAAAAUAAGCUGGUGAAUUUUGACCAAAUCAAAGAAACUAUUUUUAGGUACUCUAAAAUAGACACCUUGGUAUAUUAUGCGGCGCAAAUGGGAUACCGAUACUUGUUUUGCGCUCUAAUUCUAGAAAAACCACAACUCUUGUUUCAAAAAAUACGUGGUCAAACGUUAUUGGUAACUGCGGUCAAUGGAACUUGGAACGACCGCAUCGUACCACCUAGGAAAGGCAAUAUUUCCAUUGUAAAUAUGUUAUUACGUUGUUGUUCCGUUGGCCACAAUUCCUCUAUUUUAGACAUGGCAUUUGAAAACCGCAAAUAUGACAUGUUACAAGUGUUAGUCAAAAAUGGACUCCAGUGUAGUGGUACGACAAUAUGGCACCGACUAUCAAUAGAUAAAACGAAACCUAGUGACGCAGAAUUGGAAUUAUUAGAAAAUAUAGAAGCAGCUGAAGAUAUAAACAAAAAGUGCAAUGGAGGACUAACUGCCUUACAAGUUGCAAGCCACUUCGGUGCGUCAGGUGUAGCAAAAAUACUGUUGAAAAAAGAAGCCGAUUUGUAUGUUACCGACGAAGAAAACAACACUCUUUUGCAUUAUGCUUCACUGUCAUUGGAAGACAAUGAAGAUGUAAUAAAAUUGCUGAUCGAGAAAGGUAUCAAUGUAGAUGCUCAAGAAUUAAAUGGGACGACUGCUCUACAUCUGGCAUGUCAAACCGGUAAUUAUAAAAACACAAAAAUGCUCCUGGAUUCUGAAGCUUCCAUCUACAUUGUGGAUGAAAAAGGCAACAAUCCUUUGCAUUAUGCAUCCAAAUCAACGAAAAGCAAUCCAGAUAUAAUUAAAUUGUUGCUUGAGAAAGGCAUGGAUGUGGAUGCUCAAAAUGUAAAUGGGGCAACCGCUUUACACAUUGCUUGUGGUCACAGUAACUACGAUGUUGCUAAAGUCUUGUUGGAUUUUGGCGCCUCAAUUGACACUGUAGACAAACAUGACAAAAACGCGUUACAUUAUGCGGCCCAAUUUUGUCCAGAAAAUAGAGAUGUGUUAAAAUUAUUAAUCCAGAAAGGCAUAGAUUUGAAUGCACAAGAUCAAAAUGGGACGACUGCUUUACAAAUCGCGUGUCGUGAAGGUGUAUAUGACAAUGCAGAAACGUUGUUGGACUCGGGUGCCUUGAUUGCCGUUACGGACCACCAUCAGAACAAUUCGUUACACUAUGCCUCAGCACCGAAAAAAGAUAAUCGCUCUGUCAUACAAUUGUUGCUUAGAAAAGGACUCAAUAUAAAUUCUCAAAACAAAAACGGAAUGACAGCUUUACAAAUUGCUUGUCUAGAAGGUGGUCAUCAGAAUGCAGAACUGUUGCUAGAUUCAGGAGCCUCGACUAACCUUACGGACAAAAGCAACCACAACAUAUUCCACUAUGCCUCAGCAUCAAGGAAGGUCAAUCCAGAUAUAAUCACACUGCUGUUUAGAAACAACAUGAAUGACCCUAGAAUCGCUUUACUCAUUGCUUGUCAAGGAGGAGUUUACGAAAAUGUAAAAACGUUAUUAGAUUUGGGUGUCUCGAUUCACACAAAAGACAAUGAUAAUCGGAAUCCGUUGCACUAUGCCUCUUCAUCUAAGCAAGUCAAUCGAAACAUAAUAAAAUUGCUGAUUGACAAAGGGAUUGACGUGAAUGCUCGCAGUACAAACGGAGUGACUGCUUUACAAAUCGCAUGUCUAGAGGGCGUGCACGAAAAUGCGAAAUUGUUAUUGGAUUGCGGCGCCUCGGUCAAUCUUACAGAUCAUGAUGACAGGAAUUCGUUGCAUUAUGCGUCAGCUUCACCACGAGUCAAUCAAACUAUAAUCAACGUUCUGACGAAAGAGAUUGACUUGAAUGCGCAAGAUAAAGUCAAAACGACCGCAUUGCAUCUUGCGUGUCAAGAAGGUGUUUAUGACAAUGUGGAAAUGUUGUUGGAUUGUGGCGCCUCGAUUAACGUUGUAGACAAAGAUAACCACAAUGUUUUACAUUAUGCAGCCGCUUCCAAGCACAUCAAUCGAUCUAUAAUAGAAUUGUUGCUUGACAAAGGGAUUGACGUAAAUGCUCAAGCUAAAAAUGGAAUGACCGCUUUGCAUAUUGCGUGUCUAGAGGGUGUCUACGACAAUGUAGAAGUGUUACUAGACUCCGGCGCUUCUAUUAAUAUUAACGACAACGACAACCACAAUGUGUUACAUUACGCAGUUAAGCAAGUCAAUCCUGACGUAAUAAAAUUGUUGCUUGAAAAAGGGAUUGAUAUAAAUGCGCAAGACAACAAUGGAAGGACCGCUUUACAGAUUGCUUGUUAUGAGGGUGUCCAUGCAAAUGCAACUUUUUUACUGGAUUCGAGUGCUUCCAUUAACACUAGAGAUAAAAACAAGGAGAACGCGAUGCAUUAUGCAGCAGCAUCACGAAGAGUCAAUCGAAAUAUAAUAACACUGUUGCUUGAAAAAGGCAUUUAUAUAAAUGCUCAAACUAUAUACGGAAUGACCGCUUUGCAAAUUGCUUGUCGUGAGGGUGUUUAUGAAAACGCAGAAACGUUGCUACGUUUCGGGGCUUCGAUUAACUUAGUGGAUGAACGCAACAAGAAUGCCUUACAUUACGCCUCACAGUCGUUGCAAGACAAUCAAAAUAUAAUAAAAUUGUUGCUUGAGAGAGGCAUGGAAUUAGAUGUAACAGUUUUGCAAAAUGCCUGUCUGGAGGGUGUUUAUCAAAAUGUAAAAACAUUGAUAGAUUGUGGCAUUCCCACGUAUCUUAUCGACAACGCCAACAAAACUGCGUUGCAUUACGCAUCAGCAUCGAAGAGAGUCAAUCGAGACACAAUUAAACUCUUGCUUGACAAAGGCAUUGACAUAGAUGCUCGAAACAAAAGUGAAAUGACCGCUUUGCAAAUUGCCUGCCGUGAAGGUGUUUACGAAAACACAGAAACGUUGCUACGGUUGGGUGCUUCGAUUGACAUUGUGGACGAACACCACAACAAUGCCUUGCAUUAUGCCUCACAGUCUCUGGAAGGCAAUCAACGUAUAAUCAACUUGUUGACUGACGAAGGCAUGGAUUUAGAUGCGCAAAAUCAAAAUGGAACGACGGCUUUACAAUUUGCUUGUCUUGGGGGUGUUUAUGAGAAUGUAGAAACGUUGUUGGACUUGGGUGCUUCGUUUGACAUUAUAGACCACGAUAAGAAGAAUUUGUUACAUUAUGCGUCAGCAUCGAAGAAAGCUAAUCGAGAUGUCAUAGAAUUGUUAUGUGAGAAAGGCAUCAAUGUCAAUGCUCAAAGUCAAAAUGGAAUGACCCCUUUACAAACUGCGUGUCUCGAAGGUGUACAGGAAAAUGCGAAAUUGUUAUUGGAUUGCGGUGCCUCGGUCAAUCUUACAGACCACGAUGACAAGAAUUCGUUACAUUAUGCGUCAGCUUCACCACGAGUCAAUCAAGUUAUAAUCCAGGUUUUGGCGAAAGAGAUUGACUUGAAUGCGCAAGAUAAAGUCAAAACGACUGCAUUACAUUUUGCGUGUCAAGCGGGUGUUUAUGACAAUGUGGAAAUGUUGCUGGAUUGUGGCGCCUCGAUUGACAUUGCAGACAAAAAUAACCACAAUGUUUUACAUUAUGCCGCCGCUUCCAAGCACGUCAAUAGAUCUAUAAUAGAAUUGUUGCUUGACAAAGGGAUUGACGUAAAUGCUCAAGCUAAAAAUGGAAUGACCGCUUUGCAUAUUGCGUGUAUAGAGGGUGUCUACGACAAUGUAGAAGUGUUACUAGACUCCGGCGCUUCUAUUAAUAUUAAUGACAACUACAACCACAAUGUGUUACAUUACGCAGUUAAGCAAGUCAAUCCUGACGUAAUAAAAUUAUUGCUUGAAAAAGGGAUUGAUAUAAAUGCCCAAGACAACAAUGGAAGGACCGCUUUACACAUUGCUUGUUAUGAGGGUGUCUAUGCAAAUGCAACUUUAUUAUUGGAUUCUGGUGCUUCCAUUAAAACUAGAGACAAAAACAACGAGAACGCAAUGCAUUAUGCAGCAGCAUCACGAAGAGUCAAUCAAAAUAUAAUAACACUGUUGCUUGAAAAAGGCAUUUGUAUAAAUGCUCAAACUAUACACGGAAUGACCGCUUUGCAAGUUGCCUGUCGUGAGGGUGUUCAUGAAAACGCAGAAACGUUGCUACGUUUCGGGGCUUCGAUUAACUUAGUGGACGAACGCAACAAGAAUGCCUUACAUUAUGCCUCACAGUCGUUGCAAGACAAUCAAAAUAUAAUAAAAUUGUUGCUUGAGAGAGGCAUUGAAUUAAAUGCAACAGUUUUGCAAAAUGCCUGUCUGGAGGGUGUUUAUCAAAAUGUAAAAACAUUGAUCGAUUGUGGCAUUCCUACUAAUAUUAUCGACAACGACAACAAAAAUGCGUUGCAUUACGCAUCAGCAUCGAAGAGAGUCAAUCGAGACACAAUUAAACUCUUGCUUGACAAAGGCAUUGGCGUAGAUACUCAAAGCAAAAAUGGAAUGACUGCCUUGCAAAUUGCAUGUCGUGAAGGUGUUUACGAAAACGCAGAAACGUUGCUACGGUUCGGUGCUUCGAUUGACAUUUUGGACGAACAUCACAACAAUGCCUUGCAUUAUGCCUCACAGUCUCUAGAAGGCAAUCAACGUAUAAUCAACUUGUUAACUGACGAAGGCAUGGAUUUAUAUGCGCAAAAUCAAAAUGGAACGACGGCUUUACAACUUGCUUGUCUUGGGGGUGUUUAUGAGAAUGUAGAAACGUUGUUGGACUUGGGUGCUUCGUUUGACCUUACAGACCACGAUAAGAAGAAUUUGUUACAUUAUGCUUCAGCAUCGAAGAAACCUAAUCGAGAUGUCAUAGAAUUGUUGUGUGAUAAAGGCAUCAAUGUCAAUGCUCGAACUCAAAAUGGAAUGACCCCUUUACAAAUUGCGUGUCUCGAAGGUGUUUAUGAAAAUGCAGAAACGCUGUUACGUUUCGCUUCGAUUGACACUGUAGACGAACACGGCAAGAACGCUUUACAUUAUGCCUCACAGUCGGUGAAAGGUAAUCGAAACAUUAUAAAAUUAUUGACUGAGAAAGGCAUGGAUUUAGAUGUAAAAACUAAAAGUGGAAUGACCGCUUUACACCUUGCCUGUCUGAAGGGUGUUUACGAAAAUGCAAAAACGUUGCUAGACUCCGGCGCUUCGGUUAACACUACGGGUACUAACAACAAGAAUGCAUUACAUUAUGCAUCAGCAUCGAAGAAGGUCAACCAAGAUAUCAUGUUACUGUUGAUUGCAGAAGGCAUCAACCUCAAUGCACGAACUAAAAAUGGAAUGACCCCUUUAUAUAUUGCCUGUCUUGAGGGUGUUUAUGAAAAUGUAGAAACGUUGCUAGGUUUCGGUGCUUCGGUUAACACUGACGACGAACACAAGAAGAAUGCUUUACACUAUGCCUCCACAUCGAGAGGAAUCAAUCGAAAUACAAUAAAACUAUUGAUUGAGAGAGGCAUCGAUGUAAAUGCUCAAAACGAAAAUGGAACGACCGCUUUACACCUUACCUGUCUGGAGGGUGUUUAUGAAAAUGUAGAAACGUUGUUAAAUUGCGCCGCUUCGAUUAACACUACGGACAAAAACAACAAGAAUGCAUUACACUAUGCCUCUGCCUCAAGGACAGUCAAUCCAAAAAUAAUAAAACUGCUACUUAACAAAGGCAUUAGUGUCGAUUGUCAGCAUAAAAAUGGUACCACUCCUUUACAAAUUGCAUGUCGAGAAGGUGUCUAUAAAAAUGCUGAAACGUUGCUAGACUCCGGUGCCUGGCUUAACAUGACCGACGAAAGAAACGAGAAUGCCUUACACUAUGCCUUAGCAUCAAACAAAGUCAACCAAAAAAUAAUCAAACUGUUGCUUGACAAGGGGAUCAACGUAAAUGCUCAAAAUAAACACGGCAUCACUGCUUUACAUAUCGCAUGUCUAGAAGGUGUUUAUGAAAGUGUAGAAACGUUGCUGGAUUCCGGCGUUUCGCUUGACCUUACUGACGAAAGUAACCAGAACGCCUUACAUUAUGCCUCAGCUUCAAACAAGUUCAAUCCAAACAUAAUCCAACUGCUUCUGAAAAAAGGCAUGGAUGUAAAUGCUCGGAAAAAAAAAGGAACGACCGCUUUACAAAUUGCCUGUCUAGAGGGUAUUCUUGAAAAUGCAAAUCUGUUAUUAGACUCAGGCGCUUGCAUUCACAUUACCGAUGACGACAACAACAACGCGUUCCACUAUGCCUCAGCAUCGAAAAAAGUCAAUCGAGACAUAAUUAAAUUGCUAUUCAAAAAAGGCAUCGAUGUAAAUGCUCCAAACAAAAGUGGAGUCACUGCUUUACAUAUAGCGUGUCAAGGAGGGAUUUACGAAAACGUAGAAAUGUUGUUGGAGUGUGAAGCUUCGGUUAAUAUUAGCGAGAAACGUAAACGGAACGCGUUACAUUAUGCCUCAGCAUCGAAGAAAAACAAUCAAGAUAUAGUAAAGUUACUAAUUGACAAAGGCAUCGCCGUGAAUGAUCAAGACAAACAUGGAAUGACCGCUUUACAAAUUGCCUGUCGUGAGGGUGUUUAUGGAAACGUAGAAAUGUUGUUAGAUUUCGGGGCUUUUGUUACCGUUACGGACAAAGACCAUCGGAACGCGUUGCACUAUACAUCAACAUCUCAGAAAGAUAGUCGAGAUAUUAUAAUGAAAUUAUUGACUGAGAAAGGCAUCGACAUGUAGGACAACACUGUGAAGAAGAGUAAAAGAAAAAAAGAAAAGUUCUAGUUUCUUAGGUGUGGGCUUUAUUCAAAAUUGAAACAGUAUGUCGGCGUAUCUUCCAGAAGACAAUUUUCAAAUCUGAUGAGGCCCUAACAAAAGAAAGAAGGUCUGAAAAACGUCGGUUUAUCAUGGUUAUCUACCAUAGCAAUUUUCAGAAGGGUUUUCGAAGAGGAUCAUCACCACACACACACAAAUUAAAACUGAAAGACCUUAAAGCUGUCAUUAGUCCGAUCAUCUGUGACCACUUCUUCAGCGUCAGCGCCAGAGGACCUGUACUUAAAGUUUUUAAAACGUUUUACAUUUUAGAACAUUUUUUACAAUUUGUUAGUCAAUAUAGGUACCUAUUGUUUUUGAUUUUACAGUGAUUUCGUAAUAAAAGUAAAAAUCGUCGAUGUCGAUGCUU
Molecule: messenger RNA, 9061 nt
Organism: Zophobas morio
Lineage: Eukaryota; Metazoa; Arthropoda; Insecta; Coleoptera; Tenebrionidae
Exons: 5
Coding region: 76-8619 (2847 amino acids)
Biological process (GO): proteolysis
Molecular function (GO): aspartic-type endopeptidase activity; protein binding
Source: RefSeq, a predicted model, not a curated record